This is a messenger RNA of Amphiprion ocellaris (clown anemonefish), 693 nucleotides long. It is a transcript of the gene rpl19, whose product is annotated as ribosomal protein L19. Gene Ontology annotation, molecular function: RNA binding; structural constituent of ribosome. Gene Ontology annotation, cellular component: cytosolic large ribosomal subunit; ribosome. Gene Ontology annotation, biological process: translation. The record is from RefSeq and is a predicted model, not a curated record. NCBI's taxonomy places the organism in Eukaryota, Metazoa, Chordata, Actinopteri, Pomacentridae. The coding region runs from base 45 to 635 and encodes 196 amino acids. The transcript has 6 exons.
CAGCCCGUCUCUCAAACCUUCCUUUUCCUAUUGAAGUAGCAGCCAUGAGCAUGCUCAGGCUCCAGAAGAGGCUGGCCUCCAGCGUCCUGCGCUGUGGCAAGAAGAAGGUCUGGCUGGACCCUAACGAGACCAACGAGAUCGCCAACGCCAAUUCCCGCCAGCAGAUCCGUAAACUGGUGAAGGAUGGUCUUAUCAUUCGCAAACCUGUUACGGUCCACUCCAGGGCCCGCUGCCGCAAGAACACGCUGGCACGUCGCAAGGGAAGACACAUGGGAGUCGGUAAGAGAAAGGGUACCGCCAACGCUCGUAUGCCAGAGAAGUUGUCCUGGAUGCGUCGCAUGAGGAUCCUGCGUCGUCUGCUGCGUCGCUACAGGGAGUCCAAGAAGAUCGACAGGCACAUGUACCACAGCCUCUACCUGAGGGCGAAGGGUAACGUGUUCAAGAACAAGCGCGUCCUGAUGGAGCACAUUCACAAGCUGAAGGCUGACAAGGCCCGCAAGAAGCUGCUGGCCGAUCAGGCCGAAGCUCGCCGCUCCAAGACAAAGGAGGCUCGCAAGCGCAGAGAGGAGCGUCUCCAGGCCAAGAAGGAGGAGAUCAUCAAGAACUUGUCCAAGGAGGAGGAGACCAAGAAGUGAUGUGGCUCCUGCCUCACUCUGCCAUCAGGUGUUGACAAUAAAAGUGUACAGAAAGACA